AUGCCCACUCCCGUCGACCUGAGUGACCUUCCUCGCCGACCCUGGACCUCGAUGGAACACUCCAAAGCUGCUGCAGGCCCCAUGCCUCUAGGAGACGACAUCCAGCAAGAUUCAUCCUACUCUUCUUUCACAAACGCAACCCUUUCGACUGGUGGACUCUUGGCGCCCCUGCCCCUUUCGCCCAGCCGGAUCGUCGCCCCCCAACCCGAAACGAUAGUUACGCCUUCUGAUCCUCUGGUUGCUCUCGGUUUCGACAUCAUCUACCAUAUCCUUCCCUACCUCCAAGUGGGCGACAUCCUUAAUCUCCAAGCGACGUCAAAGACCUGGUACGGUGCGCUCGGGGCCGGCAAGAGCUUGUGGCGCAAACGGGUGGAAGCUGCUGUUUCGGCCAGGCGGAUGAGGGAGCUGGACAAGAUUGUUCUCAACAGGACGACCAAAGCAGAGCAGGAUGGACAGCCUCUGAAACACUUUGAGAUCUCCAAGUUCUUGCGCUCCACGUCUCCCGCGCACCAUGCUCGCCAGAUUGUCGUCGACCGAGAUGCUCGUCUGACGUAUGCGCUGACUGCUGAGAGACUGGAUGAUGAAGAGGAGUUUGGGACUGAGGCCUUAGAAGUGAGGGAUCUGGACACCGGAACGCUCCUGGCCAGAGCUGGUCAACUGCCGAUCAAGGGUACGAUUGUGGCAGGCCACGGGUUCGUCGUCAUUUGGUGGGCUACUGCCCUUGCACACGGGGUUUAUCCUCUCGCGCCCGCUUCCUACAUCGAGGUCUACAAGGUCGGCUAUGGUCCUCGCUAUUCUCAUCGUAAAGUCCGACCUGAGCUCGACCUGCACCGAGGUAGGCUAUCACUUGUAAAGUCGAUGGCACGCAACUACUGGGUCUAUGGUGCAACCAUACACAUCGACACUGGCACUCGGGGACGCAGAACGACCCUCGCCAUCGCCGCGGUGCCCUCCAAGCUUUCUAACGACAAGUACGCCGCUUGCUCUCUCUACGGCGCUAUGCUUGGCCUUUCGUUUGACAAUGUCCCGCCUCACUGGACCGCCAACCGCAUGGGGAACAGAUACGUCCACUUCUACAACCUCGAUCUGCCCGGUAACAAAGAGUACUCCGUUCUAGAUCUCGGCACGAUCAUUGGCUUCCACAAGAACAUCACCAUCGACGAUGUCUACGUCUUCAUCAGUAGCGAAGCCAACGUUCGCAUCCACGCCCGGUACGAGCCCGAUUUUGUCGUGGAAUUGUCACUGCAUUCUAAGUAUCUCCUGAACUCGUCUCGGUUGUCAGUUCAGCUCCAGAGAUACCACGAGAUCGAAGUCCGAGCGGCUGUGCACUCGUUGAACCAGCAACUAUACGACGGCGAGCUCGACAGCAGAAACUUGGACUUUGAGAAGAUGCUCGAUAAGGAGCUCGAGCGCUCGCGCAAGAAACCUCCCAGCCCGCGCCAGGACGUUGUGCACUCGACCUUUCACAAAGAUCCCGAGAGGUUCACCAAGGUCGCCGUCGCGAACCGCCACUUGGUCAUCACGACCAUCAAGGGCAAGAUCAUGGUUAUCUACAACUACAGGGAGCUGCUCGACGGCAUGGACGCGAGUCGGCUGAACACGUUCCAGAGAGCUGCCAUCCUCAGGAACAACAUGAUGGUGAUCUCGACCGACUCCAACGUCCUCGACCUGUCGACGUAUGGCAACAAAAUCGGCAUCAGACUCAGCAAUGGUUUCCACUCUCGUAGGGAGGACUUUUUGCUGUUCCUCGACGGAGGAUUCCUGCCAGACCUGAACGAUACGCAGAACCCAGUCCACCUUAAGAGCUGGGCUAUCAUCUCUCCUAUCAACCGCAGCAUUCUCGCAUGCGGCAAGGAGACUGGCGGUAUGGUCAUUGAUGACUUUGGCAUCUGCCUGCCAGGCACUCAGAAGUGUGAGCUCUUGCAACCACAAGCAAAGCUGACUCCCAGACCACCAAUUCUUCCACUGGGGCCCUUUGCAGUGAUUGUAACCCCGCUUCUUGUCUUUGCCGCAUAG
This is a messenger RNA of Trichosporon asahii var. asahii CBS 2479, 2016 nucleotides long. RefSeq lists its product as uncharacterized. Gene Ontology annotation, molecular function: protein binding. The record is from RefSeq and is a predicted model, not a curated record. Bases 1 to 2016 code for a protein of 671 amino acids. NCBI's taxonomy places the organism in Eukaryota, Fungi, Basidiomycota, Tremellomycetes, Trichosporonales, Trichosporonaceae. The transcript is spliced from 3 exons.